This is a messenger RNA of Penicillium angulare, 879 nucleotides long. RefSeq names its product alpha-soluble NSF attachment protein SEC17 (gene sec17). The transcript has 5 exons. The record is from RefSeq and is a predicted model, not a curated record. Gene Ontology annotation, molecular function: soluble NSF attachment protein activity; syntaxin binding. Gene Ontology annotation, cellular component: vacuolar membrane; SNARE complex. The coding region runs from base 1 to 879 and encodes 292 amino acids. Gene Ontology annotation, biological process: SNARE complex disassembly; intracellular protein transport. Lineage: Eukaryota; Fungi; Ascomycota; Eurotiomycetes; Eurotiales; Aspergillaceae.
AUGGCUCAAGAUCCUCGAGUUCUCUUGCAAAAAGCCGACAAGGCACUUUCCGGCGCUGGAGGUGGCUUUAGCUGGUUUGGAGGACGUACCGAGAAGUACGAAAAUGCCGCAGAUCUCUUUUCUCAAGCUGCAAAUGCUUUUCGAGUCCAGAAGCUGAAUAAGGAGGCCGGACAAGCAUUUGAGCGUGCAGCUGCUAUUCAAACCCAGAACCUUAACGAACCCGAUGACGCUGCCAAUAGUCUCCAGGAAGCUUUUAAGGUCUACCGCAAGUCAGACCCUGAGGAUGCAGUCCGUGUGCUUUCAAGUGCGAUCCAACACUACGUACUGAAAGGAAACUUGCGUCGAGCUGCUACCCAGCAGCAGUACCUGGCUGAAGCUUAUGAGAUGGAACUGGGAGAUAUGAAGAAGGCGCUGGAUGCAUAUGAGAAGGCUGCAGAGUGGUUUGAGAGCGACAAUGCUGAGGCUCUUGCGAACAAGCAUUUCCUCAAGGUAGCAGACCUAGCUGCUUUGGAGGGUGACUACUACAAAUCAAUCCAGCACUACGAGCGCAUUGCCCGGCAAUCUAUGAACAACCAUCUCAUGAAGUGGUCUGUGAAAGAUUACUUCUUGAAGGGCGGUAUCUGCCACUUGGCUACCAAUGAUCUGGUCGAGACCAACCGAGCGUUGGACAGCUACAGAGAGAUUAACCCAGCUUUCGUCUCAGAGCGAGAACAUCAACUUCUCGUGGACCUUCUGCAGGCUGUGGAGAGCAAAGACCAGGAAAUGUUUGCGGAUAAGUUGUUCCAAUUUGAUCAGCUUAGCAAGCUGGACAAGUGGAAGACUACUUUGCUUUUGCGUAUCAAGAACAAUAUUGAGGAGGAAGAGGAGGACUUCUCCUAG